Lecanosticta acicola is the source of this 519-nucleotide messenger RNA. The record is from the annotation of a GenBank genome assembly. NCBI's taxonomy places the organism in Eukaryota, Fungi, Ascomycota, Dothideomycetes, Mycosphaerellales, Mycosphaerellaceae.
AUGGCCGAAGCAACCCCCCGCAUCACAGCCCCCUUCCUCGAGCAAUUCUCCCACCGCACCGUCCGCAUCCUCGGUAAAGUCCGCCAACUGCGCGGCGAAGAAGCCACCAUCGACGCGGGAGGCCAGAUCCGCGUGCUUCAGAUCAAAGUAUCUCAUCUCACUCCCUCACUCAAACCUCGCCCCCAAUCGUCAAGUUGGAUAAACUGAUCGAAUUGGUGAAUUUUUAUAUUUUUUUUUAGGAUUCCAACUGGCACAUGAACCACGCCGUCGAGAUCAUCGGCAAAGUGCAACAGGAUCUGAGUGUGAAAGUCAUGGCGAGCACGGAUAUGGGGCCGGAGGCGGGGAUCGGUAUGGGCACUCCCACACUCACUCAUCCUUUUCUCCAAAAAUUUCCCCAAGGUUGUUCAAUGUGGCUGAUUUUUGGGGGGGAUUGUGGGGUGUGUAGAUUUCAGCGCCGUCGAAGCCGUUGUGGAUGCUACACAUCGGUAUCAUGAGAUUUUCUACGAGAGGCAGUAUUAA